This is a messenger RNA of Capra hircus (goat), 8580 nucleotides long. RefSeq names its product calcium voltage-gated channel subunit alpha1 C (gene CACNA1C). The record is from RefSeq and is a predicted model, not a curated record. Gene Ontology annotation, cellular component: membrane; voltage-gated calcium channel complex. The transcript has 49 exons. NCBI's taxonomy places the organism in Eukaryota, Metazoa, Chordata, Mammalia, Artiodactyla, Bovidae. Gene Ontology annotation, molecular function: high voltage-gated calcium channel activity. Bases 599 to 7159 code for a protein of 2186 amino acids. Gene Ontology annotation, biological process: calcium ion import across plasma membrane.
GCGGGGUGAGCGCCGCGCUCCGCGCUCCUGCCCGCGGCUCCCUCUCGCCGCCUCUGCAGAAACAGCUCCUGCCAGAGCGGCGCGCGGCGCGGCCCGGAGCGGCGGCGCCUUCCUGCCUCCUCGCCCUCGGGACUCGCCGGACCUUCGGGCAGAGAAAGCGGAGCCGGGCCGGGGAGGACGCGCCGAGAGCGGGCGGAGACGGUUCGGGCCGGCGGCCGGCGGGCCCUCCCCCCGCCCCGGGGUCCGCGCGCCCCUCUCCCCUUCCGCCUCCUCUCGCUCUGCCUCCCCAUUUAUUUUCUCAAAUGCUGUGGCCGCCAGAGGUGCGGCGCUGAAUUCUUGAAAGGGGCCCGGAUGUGCUGAGGAUGCGCGACAGCCCCGCUGAAGGAGGCAGGAGUGGAAAGGAACGGUUUCUGGUGUUUGAUGCAAUGAUGGGGAUCAGGUAAUCGCCAGAGGUAAAGAAGAGCUGCUGCAGACCCACGGCUUCCUCGGUUCUGCACGAGACCCGCCGGCCCGGAGCAGGGAUCGGGGCAGACCCGCUCGGGGGUGUUUGACAUUUCCUCCUCUUCGUGGCUUCUUCUGCUCACACGAUUCUUGGUCCAUGGUCAAUGAAAACACGAGGAUGUACAUUCCGGAGGAGAACCACCAAGGUCCCAGCUAUGGGAGCCCGCGCCCGGCUCACGCCAACAUGAAUGCCAACGCGGCCGCGGGGCUGGCGCCCGAGCACAUCCCCACGCCGGGGGCCGCCCUGUCCUGGCAGGCCGCCAUCGACGCGGCCCGGCAGGCCAAGCUGAUGGGCAGUGCUGGCAACGCGACCAUCUCCACGGUCAGCUCCACGCAGCGGAAGCGGCAGCAGUACGGAAAGCCCAAGAAGCAGGGCAGCGCGACGGCCACCCGCCCGCCCCGCGCCCUGCUCUGCCUGACCCUGAAGAACCCCAUCCGGAGGGCCUGCAUCAGCAUCGUCGAGUGGAAGCCAUUUGAAAUCAUUAUUUUACUGACUAUUUUUGCCAAUUGUGUGGCCUUAGCGAUCUAUAUUCCCUUCCCAGAGGACGACUCCAACGCCACGAAUUCCAACCUGGAGCGGGUGGAGUAUCUCUUUCUCAUCAUUUUUACUGUGGAAGCAUUUUUAAAAGUCAUAGCCUACGGACUCCUCUUUCACCCCAACGCUUACCUCCGCAAUGGCUGGAACUUACUAGACUUUAUCAUCGUGGUUGUCGGGCUUUUCAGCGCGAUCUUAGAGCAAGCGACCAAAGCCGAUGGGGCCAAUGCCCUGGGAGGGAAGGGUGCUGGAUUCGACGUGAAGGCCCUGAGGGCAUUCCGUGUGCUGCGGCCCCUGCGGUUGGUGUCCGGGGUCCCAAGUCUCCAGGUGGUCCUGAAUUCCAUCAUCAAGGCCAUGGUGCCCCUGCUGCACAUCGCCCUGCUCGUGCUUUUCGUCAUCAUCAUCUACGCCAUCAUCGGCCUGGAGCUGUUCAUGGGCAAGAUGCAUAAGACCUGCUACAACCAGGAGGGCAUUGCCGAUGUCCCAGCAGAAGACGACCCCUCACCCUGUGCCCUGGAGACGGGCCACGGGCGGCAAUGCCAGAACGGCACAGUGUGCAAACCAGGCUGGGAUGGGCCCAAGCACGGCAUCACCAAUUUCGACAACUUCGCCUUCGCCAUGCUGACUGUGUUCCAGUGCAUCACCAUGGAGGGCUGGACCGACGUCCUCUACUGGGUCAAUGAUGCCGUGGGAAGGGACUGGCCCUGGAUCUAUUUUGUCACAUUAAUCAUCAUAGGUUCAUUCUUUGUUCUUAACUUGGUUCUCGGUGUCCUUAGCGGAGAGUUCUCCAAAGAGCGAGAGAAGGCCAAGGCCCGGGGCGACUUCCAGAAGCUGCGAGAGAAGCAGCAGCUGGAGGAGGACCUGAAGGGCUACCUGGACUGGAUCACGCAGGCUGAGGACAUCGACCCUGAGAAUGAGGACGAGGGCCUGGAUGAGGAGAAACCCCGAAACAUGAGCAUGCCCACCAGUGAGACCGAGUCUGUCAACACCGAAAACGUGGCUGGAGGGGACAUCGAGGGAGAGAGCUGCGGGGCCAGGCUGGCCCACCGGAUCUCCAAGUCGAAGUUCAGCCGCUACUGGCGCCGGUGGAAUCGGUUCUGCAGGAGGAAGUGCCGUGCUGCCGUGAAGUCCAGCAUCUUCUACUGGCUGGUCAUCUUCCUGGUUUUCCUCAACACGCUCACCAUCGCCUCCGAGCACUACAACCAGCCCCACUGGCUCACGGAAGUCCAAGACACGGCCAACAAGGCGCUGCUGGCCCUGUUCACGGCGGAGAUGCUGCUCAAGAUGUACAGCCUGGGCCUGCAGGCCUACUUCGUGUCGCUCUUCAACCGCUUCGACUGCUUCAUCGUGUGCGGCGGCAUCCUGGAGACCAUCCUGGUGGAGACCAAGAUCAUGUCGCCCUUGGGCAUCUCCGUGCUGCGCUGCGUGCGCCUCCUGCGGAUAUUUAAGAUCACAAGGUACUGGAACUCCCUGAGCAACCUGGUGGCGUCCCUGCUGAACUCAGUGCGCUCCAUUGCCUCGCUGCUGCUGCUGCUCUUCCUCUUCAUCAUCAUCUUCUCCCUCCUGGGGAUGCAGCUCUUUGGGGGGAAGUUCAACUUUGAUGAGAUGCAGACCCGGAGGAGCACCUUCGACAACUUCCCACAGUCCCUCCUCACCGUGUUUCAGAUCCUGACCGGGGAGGACUGGAAUUCGGUGAUGUAUGAUGGGAUCAUGGCUUAUGGCGGCCCCUCUUUUCCAGGGAUGUUAGUCUGUAUUUACUUCAUCAUCCUCUUCAUCUGUGGAAAUUAUAUCCUACUGAACGUGUUCUUGGCCAUUGCCGUGGACAACCUGGCUGACGCCGAGAGCCUCACGUCUGCCCAGAAGGAGGAGGAAGAGGAGAAGGAGAGGAAGAAGCUAGCCAGGACCGCCAGCCCAGAGAAGAAGCAAGAGAUGGUAGAGAAGCCGGCCGUGGAAGAGACCAAGGAGGAGAAAAUCGAGUUGAAAUCCAUCACGGCAGAUGGAGAGUCCCCACCCGCCACCAAGAUCAACAUGGAUGAUCUCCAGCCCAAUGAGAAUGAGGACAAGAGUUCCUACCCCAACCAGGAAACUGCAGGAGAAGAGGAUGAGGAGGAGCCCGAGAUGCCCGUGGGCCCCCGCCCACGCCCCCUCUCUGAGCUGCACCUGAAGGAGAAGGCAGUGCCCAUGCCGGAAGCCAGCGCCUUCUUCAUCUUCAGCCCCAGUAACAGGUUCCGCCUCCAGUGCCAUCGCAUCGUCAAUGACUCCAUCUUCACCAACCUGAUCCUCUUCUUCAUCCUGCUCAGCAGCAUCUCCCUGGCCGCCGAGGACCCCGUGCAGCACACCUCCUUCAGGAACCACAUUCUGUUUUAUUUUGACAUUGUUUUCACUACCAUUUUCACCAUUGAGAUUGCCCUGAAGAUCCUAGGCAAUGCAGACUAUGUCUUCACUAGUAUCUUUACCUUAGAAAUUAUCCUCAAGAUGACGGCCUACGGGGCCUUCCUGCACAAGGGCUCCUUCUGCCGCAACUACUUCAACAUCCUGGACCUGCUGGUGGUCAGUGUGUCCCUCAUCUCCUUCGGCAUCCAGUCCAGUGCCAUCAACGUGGUGAAGAUCCUGCGAGUCCUGAGGGUGCUCCGGCCACUGCGGGCCAUCAACAGGGCCAAGGGGCUGAAGCACGUCGUGCAGUGCGUGUUCGUGGCCAUCCGCACCAUCGGGAACAUUGUGAUUGUCACCACGCUGCUCCAGUUCAUGUUCGCCUGCAUUGGGGUCCAGCUCUUCAAGGGAAAGCUCUACACCUGUUCGGACAGUUCCAAACAGACAGAGGCUGAAUGCAAGGGGAACUACAUCACAUACAAGGAUGGGGAGGUAGAUCACCCCAUCAUCCAGCCCCGCAGCUGGGAGAACAGCAAGUUCGACUUUGACAAUGUCCUGGCUGCCAUGAUGGCCCUGUUCACCGUCUCCACCUUCGAGGGAUGGCCAGAGUUGCUGUACCGCUCCAUCGACUCUCACACGGAGGACAAGGGUCCCAUAUACAACUACCGCGUGGAGAUCUCCGUCUUCUUCAUCAUCUACAUCAUCAUCAUUGCCUUCUUCAUGAUGAACAUCUUCGUGGGUUUCGUCAUCGUCACCUUCCAGGAGCAGGGGGAGCAAGAGUACAAGAACUGCGAGCUGGACAAGAACCAGCGGCAGUGUGUGGAGUAUGCCCUCAAGGCCCGGCCCCUGCGGAGGUACAUCCCGAAAAACCAGCACCAGUACAAGGUGUGGUACGUGGUCAACUCCACCUACUUCGAGUACCUGAUGUUCGUUCUCAUUCUGCUCAACACCAUCUGCCUGGCCAUGCAGCACUACGGUCAGAGCUGUCUGUUCAAAAUCGCCAUGAACAUCCUCAACAUGCUCUUCACCGGCCUCUUCACAGUGGAGAUGGUCCUGAAGCUCAUCGCCUUCAAGCCCAAGGGCUACUUUAGUGACCCCUGGAAUGUCUUUGACUUCCUGAUCGUAAUUGGCAGCGUAAUUGACGUCAUUCUCAGUGAGACGAAUCACUAUUUCUGUGAUGCAUGGAACACAUUUGACGCCUUGAUUGUUGUGGGUAGCAUUGUUGAUAUAGCCAUCACCGAGGUAAACCCAGCUGAACAUACCCAAUGCUCUCCCUUUAUGAACGCGGAGGAGAACUCUCGCAUCUCCAUCACCUUCUUCCGCCUCUUCCGGGUCAUGCGUCUCGUCAAGCUGCUGAGCCGCGGGGAGGGCAUCCGGACACUUCUGUGGACCUUCAUCAAGUCCUUUCAGGCCCUACCCUAUGUGGCCCUCCUGAUCGUGAUGCUGUUUUUCAUCUACGCCGUGAUCGGGAUGCAGGUGUUUGGGAAAAUCGCCCUGAAUGACACAACAGAGAUCAACAGGAACAACAACUUCCAGACCUUCCCCCAGGCCGUGCUGCUCCUCUUCAGGUGCGCCACUGGGGAGGCCUGGCAGGACAUCAUGCUGGCCUGCAUGCCUGGCAAGAAGUGCGCCCCCGAGUCAGAGCCGGGCAACAGCACGGAGGGGGAGACGCCCUGUGGCAGCAGCUUCGCCGUCUUCUACUUCAUCAGCUUCUACAUGCUCUGCGCCUUCCUGAUCAUCAACCUCUUCGUAGCCGUCAUCAUGGACAACUUUGACUACCUGACGAGGGACUGGUCCAUCCUGGGUCCCCACCACCUGGACGAAUUUAAGAGAAUUUGGGCAGAAUAUGACCCUGAAGCCAAGGGACGCAUCAAGCACCUGGAUGUGGUGACCCUGCUCCGGCGGAUUCAGCCCCCCCUGGGUUUUGGGAAGCUGUGCCCUCACCGUGUGGCUUGCAAACGGCUGGUCUCCAUGAACAUGCCCCUGAACAGCGACGGAACCGUCAUGUUCAACGCCACACUGUUUGCCCUGGUCCGGACAGCCCUGAGGAUCAAGACGGAAGGGAACCUGGAACAGGCCAAUGAGGAGCUGCGGGCCAUCAUCAAGAAAAUCUGGAAACGGACUAGCAUGAAGCUGCUGGACCAAGUGGUGCCGCCUGCAGGAGAUGACGAGGUCACAGUGGGCAAGUUUUACGCUACUUUCCUGAUCCAAGAGUAUUUUCGGAAGUUCAAGAAGCGCAAAGAGCAAGGCCUGGUGGGCAAGCCCUCCCAGAGGAAUGCCCUGUCCCUGCAGGCUGGCCUGCGCACCCUGCACGACCUGGGGCCUGAGAUCCGCCGGGCCAUCUCUGGGGACCUGACCGCCGAGGAGGAGCUGGACAAGGCCAUGAAGGAGGCUGUGUCUGCAGCCUCAGAAGAUGACAUCUUCAGGAGGGCCGGGGGCCUGUUCGGCAACCACGUGGGCUACUACCCCAGUGAUGGCCGGGGCGCCUUCCCCCAGACCUUCACCACCCAGCGCCCCCUGCACAUAAGCAAGGCAGGCAACAGCCAGGGGGACACCGAGUCCCCUUCCCACGAGAAGCUGGUGGACUCCACCUUCACCCCCAGCAGCUACUCAUCCACAGGCUCCAACGCCAACAUCAACAACGCCAACAACACCGCCCUGGGCCGCUGCCCCCGCCCCGCUGUCCACUCUGGUGCUGUCAGCACCUUGGAAGCCCGCGGGCCCCCCUUGUCCCCUGCCAUCCGGGUGCAGGAGGCCUCAUGGAGGCACAGCUCCCAGAGGUGCCCCUCCCGGGACAGCCCAAUAGCCAUGCUGUGUCAGGAAGAGGCCCCUGGGGACGAGACCUGUGCCGUGCACGUGGACGAGGACGCAGAGCACAGCAGCGAGCCCAGCCUGGUCUCCACGGAGAUGCUCUCCUACCAGGAUGACGAGAAUCGGCAGCUGACUCCCCCCAAGGAGGACAGGAGGGACGUCCGUCUGUCCCCAAAGAGGGGCUUCCUGCGCUCCGCCUCCCUAGGUCGAAGGGCCUCCUUCCACCUUGAAUGUCUGAAGCGACAGAAGAAUCCCGGGGGAGACGUCUCUCAGAAGACAGUCCUGCCUUUGCACCUGGUUCACCAUCAGGCGCUGGCAGUGGCGGGCCUGAGCCCCCUCCUGCAGAGAAGCCAUCCCCCCGGGACCCUCCUCCCACCACGCCUCACACCCCCUGCCACACCUGGCCCAGCCUGGCCUCUGCGGCCUGUGCCCACCCUGCGGCUGGAGGGGGCCGAGUCCAGCGACAAGCUCACCAGCAGCUUCCCAUCCAUCCACUGCGACCCCCACGUCGGGGAGCCCACGCCCUGCGGGGUCGUCGGCACCCCCCGGAGGGCCCGGCCCGUGUCACUCACUGUGCCCAGCCCGGCAGGGCCCCAGGGCCGGCCGUUCCACGGCAGUGCCAGCAGCCUGGUAGAGGCGGUCUUGAUCUCGGAAGGAUUGGGGCAGUUUGCUCAGGACCCCAGGUUCCUCGAGGCCACCACGCAGGAGCUGGCCGACGCCUGCGACAUGACCAUCGAGGAGAUGGAGAGCGCAGCCGACGACAUCCUCAGUGGGGGCGCCGGGCAGAGCCCCAAUGGCACCCUGCUCCCGUGUGCAAACUGCAGGGACCCGGGGCCGGACCGAGCGGGGGGCGUGGAGGACGCAGCCUGGGCGCCCAGCGCCGAGCCCCGCCAGGGCGCAGAGGAGCCCCGGGACAGCAGGGCCUUCGCCAGCGGCCUGUAGCAGCCGGGCUGGAGACGCCGGCUUUUUAUUUGUCUCAAUGUUCCUAAUGGGUUCGUUUCAGAAGUGCCUCACUGUUCUCGCGGCCUGGAGUUAACCGGAACAGCGUCUUCAUUCAUUUCGUGGGGACAAGACCAAGUCGGUGGCCAGGAGAGAAGCAGCCGCAGUCCGUGUCCAGCGGGGGCGGUGGGGGCGGGGGCGCGGGCGCCAGGGAGGGGUCCGCCUUGGCUCCCCAGCCCUCACCCAAAGGACCCUAUGCUAAACGGGUGUCUUUCAACUUUGCUUGUAAAAAAACUCAUUUUGCACAUAUUCUGUAUGAGCCUCACUGUCCCCAUAGAGCCAGGGCCCUGUGCGUCCACAGAAGGAAGGAGGACCCGGCCCGCCCCUGGGGAGGAGGAGGCCGGCCACGGCCACCCACGCCCCCUGUGUCUGGACCCUUCCUGCCAGGCCACAGUCGCGGGCCCAGGGGAGCGGGCGUGCCCGCCGGGCCAAGACCAGUGGUGACUGUCCAGCGCGCUUUUGUUUUGGGGUUUGACAUUUUUCUUGACAGCAUGUUGUAGUUUUCAUUUGGGUUUUUUUUUUUUAAUAUAUAAUUUUGUUUUCCCAGGGGGAGGGGAGAAAGAAGAGUGUUUACAAAGUUUUGCAGCCACGCACCUUACUGUCUUCACUUUUGCAAAUGUAGAUUGGAUUUGGUUUUGUUGUGUCAUUUAGCGGUCGGUUUCUUUUUCUACGGAGGAUUCAGCUGAGCCGCCGUAGGAGGGUUUUGUCAGCCAUCAUGUACACCCAAUAAUUUGUUAUAAUUUCCGCAGGUAGUGACAAGAUUUUUUUGAUUUGGUUUCCUAAUUUAAAGGUGUAGGGUCUUGCACAAGCGUGUAUAGUGGUGGGUGCCCGGGGUCUCCGAGUGUGCGUGCCAUGUGUGCGGCGGGUGGUGUGUGUGUGGUGGGGGCCAGUCUGCAGCCGCCAGGCCUCCCGCAGGUCCCCUUCAGGCUCAGCCAUAGGGAGGCCUGAAUCUGGGGCCAUUUGAAAGCAAAAACAAACCACUGUCUCCGCUUCUGAAACGGGAAUCAGUAACUGCAUUUUCUGUCCCACAAGAUAUGCAAAAACAAUGCAAUAAUAUUCAUUUUACAAAUACAAUUGUGAGUUGUGUUGGCAUUAAAACUGUAUUUAAAAAAACCACACAGAAAUUUAAGGGAGAAACUCAGAAGGCUUUUCGCUUCGAUUUGUUCUAUGUGACGUUUCACUGCGUUGAUGGUGUUUCUGCUGAAGAGACCGUUAUACUUGAAUUCAGGUCAGUCUCAGUAUUUUACAAAUAUUUUUUUAAAACUGAAUUGCAAUUGUGCCAAGCGAAUAUAAUGAAUUAAGUUUGUUUUUGAAUUCACUUCUUGUAUAUUUGCUGCAUGUAAGUAAAUCAUUUUGUAUUUGGA